ACGGUUGGCGAGGAGGAGAGUGUUGUAUACGUGCCUUUUCGUGGAAAAUUAUGCUCGUGGCGGAUUGUCGUGCUCCUCGUCGACGUAGUGGCUCGUGUACCGCGAAUGAACGCUCAACACGAGCGUAGUUGUGAGAUUUUUAAUAUCGAUCAAAGAGCUGAAGAAAAUAAAAAAAAGAUUAUCGAGUACACGAUCUGUCUACUAUAUUAUAUAUAUAUAUAUAUAUACACACAUAGAGACAGAAAAAGAACCCGGAGAGAUAUUCAAAUCAUCAUCCAACGAAUAGAAAGAGAGAGGCGUCGCCCAAAGGAUCGCAAACCAUUAGUGUGUUUUUCAUAGAUCCUACGCGCAAAAAUAUUUAUCCCAUACCCUGUUGGACGAAGCUGUUCUACGACUCUCAGCGUCCCACGGAUAAUGGAAUAAAGUGUGUCACAGUGUUCAGUGAUCGCGCGUGAUUUUCUAAUAUUCUCGCGGCUAUCGUGAUUACCUCUUUGCCACCGGAUAUACAUAAAUAUAAAUAAAUAUAUAUAUCAGCAUCAUUUUUUUUCUAAGUGUAUUAUACAGUGUGCUACAGACCAGCAGAAGUGACCGCGCGAAUCAUCCGUGAGUUAGCUUCGUUUCGACUUUAUUUUUUUUUUUUUCAUUUUGCGUGAAGUAUAAGCCGGCCAAAGUUUUCUUCAAAUACAUAUUGAAACAAGGAUUACGUAUAUCAACAUCUUGACGAAAUCGACCAACGAAAGAAGGAAAACAGUGUGUGUUGAAGGGAUACAGUAGCUCGUACCUUCUACGGUACGGUGGCUAUGCAGCCUCGCGAAAUUACGGCGAGGAGGUAACGCCGACGAGCACACCAGAGCACCACGGUCCACACACUUCCGCCGACGACGCAUCGGCGGCGUGUAAACAUCGAACGAAACAACCACCAAACAUGUGGACCACGAUGCUCGUGUGGACGGCCGCCGUCGUGCUUCUGCCAGCACCCCGAGCGGUAAAUGCUUCUGGGGUGUUCGAGUUGAGGCUGAAGUCAUUCGUGAACGAGUAUGGAAAAGACAGUCUUGGCAAGUGCUGUUCAGGCAGCACUUCCAAGACUGGUGAGUGCUCAGGCGUUUGUAAGACCAGGUUCAGGGUCUGCUUGAAACAAUAUCAAGUGAAGAUCGACACGACGACGCCGUGCACAUACGGCGACGUCGUCACACCCGUUCUGGGUGAGAACAUCGUUAAUCUCAGCCCCAAUGUCGCCAUUCCAGGCUUCACUAAUCCCAUCAGAUUUCCAUUCGACUUCACGUGGCCGGGCACAUUCUCGCUGAUAGUGGAGGCUUAUCACGACGCAGACAACACGACACAACACUCGAGCGAGAAAGUGUUGAUAACCAGGCUGACUACGCAAAAGUGGUUGGACGUCGGGCCAAAUUGGACCGAGGACGAGUACAGGAGCGCGCACUCGAAGAUGGUGUACGAGUACAGGGUGACUUGCGUGGCGCAUUAUUACGGGAAGGGUUGCGAGAACCUGUGCAGGCCGAGGGACGACAACUUUGGUCAUUACAGCUGUAGCCCGAGCGGGGAGCGCGUAUGCCUCUCUGGAUGGAAGGGCGACUACUGCAAUACCCCCCGCUGCCUGCCCGGAUGCGACGAGCAGCACGGACACUGCAAUCGACCCGACGAAUGCUUAUGCCACAACGGUUGGAAGGGAGCGUACUGCGACCAGUGCGUGAGAUAUCCAGGCUGCCUUCACGGUAGCUGCCAGAAACCCUGGGAGUGCCUCUGCGACGAAGGCUGGGGCGGACUGUUCUGCAACCAGGACCUCAACUACUGCACGAAUCACAAGCCCUGCUUGAACGGCGGCACCUGCUUUAACACCUUUAACGGCCAGGGUUUGUACACCUGCUCGUGCGCGCCAGGUUUCAACGGCACUAACUGCGAGAAGCCGCUUUUGGAUUGCGACUCGAACCCCUGCCUGAACGGUGGAUCGUGCACCAUGGACCCGCCCUAUGGAAAUUCUAGCCUGAUCAAAACAUCGGAAUCUUCCUCCUCCUCCUCUUCAUCUUCAUCAUCAUCCUCAUCAUCAUCAUCAUCGUCGUCGUCGUCGUCGUCAUCUACUUCGCCGUCGUCGUCGUCGUCCACUAGGCAACAUUAUCGCUGCACCUGUCCACCAGGUUGGCGAGGUAGACACUGCGAGAUCAGCUCGAGAUCCUGUCGAGAUUCUCCCUGCCAUCACGGAGCCAGCUGCGAGGACGACUCCCUUCACGGCUACGUGUGCCGUUGUCCUCCCGGUUACACGGGGAACGACUGCGAAUCCCAGCUCGACCAAUGCUCACCGAAUCCGUGCUCGAACGGCGCCACCUGUACCGACCUGGGAAACAGCUUUCGGUGCUCUUGUCCGCCUGGUUUCACCGGUGAACGCUGCGAGACCAACAUCGACGAUUGCCAAGGCGACCCGUGCCUGAACGGCGGAACCUGCGUCGAUCUAGUCAAUCAGUUCCGUUGCCAGUGCGUGCCCGGAUACGUGGGCCGGUUAUGCCAAGAUAAGGUGGAUUACUGCCUCACGAAACCGUGCGCGAAUGGUGGCCGAUGCAUAUCGGGAACGAACGAUUAUAGGUGCGCGUGCAAGCCUGGAUUCACCGGCAAGGAUUGUAGCGUGGACGUGGACGAGUGUAGAAGCGCGCCCUGCAGAAAUGGCGGCACGUGCCUGAACCGUGUGAACGGGUUCCUUUGCCAGUGCGCGGACGGUUGGCAUGGCGACACUUGCACGGAGGAAAUAGGAAGCGGGACGGUCGCGUUGCCAGCUCCGUCGAACACAGCGGCAGCCGCUAUGCCGGCCGUCCCUCCGUCCGGGGCUAGUUACUGGUCGGGUAAUCUGUCGAGGCACGUGGCGUCCGCGUCCGCGGAGCCCAGGGACGCAGGCCUCACCACCGAGCACGUGGUGGUGAUCGCCACGUUGUCCACGGCCGUGCCAGCGUUCGUCCUGGUCGCGGCCGUCGCCGUGAUGUGCAUGAAGAGGCGGCAGAAGAGGGAACAGGCGAAAGCGGACGAGGAGGCGAGGCUGCAGAACGAGCGGAACGCUGUGCACAGCAGUAUGAGCAAACGAGGCGGUGGAAUGGGCGGUGGUGCGGGGGUCGGGUCGGGCGGAAGUCAAGGAGUUGGCAUCGGUAACGUCGGGCUCCUGGGCGGCGGCGGAAGCGGGAUGAUCAGCGCCGGGGGCGGGGGCAGCGUGUGCACCCUAGGCACCGGGGAUGCCCACAUGAUAAAGAACACAUGGACGGCGAACAAGAGCGUGAACAACGUCGCGUCCGCCAGACAGGACGACCUCGACUCGUCGUUUCAAACGGACGUCACGCUGGAUAGCUCUUGCUCGGGUUACAAGCCAGAACCGGUGCUGCAGGACGGGCGAACGCGGACGACGAAGCAACUGAACACGGAGGCGGCCGCUCACAGGGCGUCCCACCUCUUCCAAAAGGAGAAGGAUUGUCUGGGCCUUGGUCUCGGCAUAGGCGUCGGUGUCGGCGUGAUCGAGAGUGCCAAGAGGUCGUCGGUGUUCGCCGGUAACGCGACGACGGACAGCUGUUGCGCGGCGGAAGCGGCGUUGCUCAAGAGGCCGACCAACAUCACCGAAGGGGGCAGUGGUCCGCCGGGUAGCGGUGGCGGUGGAGGUGCCGAGACCGGGUGCGGGGUAUACGUUAUAGACGAUCAUUAUAGGCACGACACAUCGCUCGCGGCGACGCUCGCGACGGAAGUGUAGUUUUUCUUCCCCUUUACUCCCCCGUGUCCAACUUUGUUGUUCUACGAUAAAUAGUAUAGAGAUGAGAGCCAGUCGACCGAUUAACGUGGACUCUAUGUGUAUAUAUAUAUAUAUGUGUGUAUAUAUACAUAUGUAUAUACAUAUAUACAUAUAUUCGUAAAACGAACAUUUAUCUUCCUCCGUAAAUGACCGAAAAUGCUGUGCGUGCCCCCGCGUGCGACUCACACGCGACCAAGAAGAAGAAGAACUCUUGUUUUUUCUCUCUGCGCGUUACGAUACGUUUGUUUCGUCGUCGCAGCGCACCGUCCUCGACGCGCGUAACUACCAACCGGCGCGACAGAGAAACACACGCGUUACGAAUCCCUUUGUGCAUAUACGCGCACGUACGUACACGAAUACUACAAUAGUCAUCUACGUGUGGUGCGCGCCGCGCUCGGCUCUCCGUUAUGGGCCAGCGGGUGAACGGGCGUGCGUUUCUUUGCGAUUCCUUUGUUUCUCUCCCUCCCGUUGCGCAGGACGUCGCGCGUGAGAACGUUCCACCGGACUUUGCCACUACGGUGACGACACACAACACGGUGGUAGCGCGGGAUGCGUUGCUUGCUGCCGUUGUUGCUGUUCCUUGUUGCUGUUCGUAUUGCUGAAGCAAGAAGUUGGUGGCUCGCGCGUGCACGUUCUAUUGGACGAUCGCGCGGGACGAUCCUCCGUUGAGGUUGAUGUUGACAAGAAGACAACGGGGAGUGGAGAGGUCCCGAGACUCCUUCCUUGAAAAAAAAAAAAAAAAAGAAAGAAAGAAAGAAAAGAAAAGAAACGGAAGAUGAUGAAGAUGACGAUGAAGACGAAGAAGAAGAGACUUCAGCGAGGAGUUCGACAGCAGGGGAGCAAAAUGAAAUAUACAUAUAUAUAUGCACACGCAUAAAAAAAUAUAUAUAUAUAUGUAUAUAAUAUGAAAUGCUGUGGAGGCGGACGAUCGCGAAUAUCAUCGUCUGACCCGUUCUUAGGUAUUACAAUAUUAUAUAUCAUGUUCGAAGCGAAACUUUGUACAGAACUAAUUUAUUAUUAUUGUUAUUUACUAUUAUUACUAUUUGCUAUUAUUAUUAUUAUUAUUAUUAUUAUUAUUAUUAUUAUUAUUAUUAUUAAUAUUAUUAUUCUAAUUAUUAUUAUUAUUAUUAAUAUUAUUCUAUCGUAUCCCAUUAUCAUUGUUCCGAUAGUUCUCCAUUGUAUCUCUAUUUUUCUCUCUUUCUCUCUUUCUCUCUCUUCUCUUCUCUGUUCUUUUUUUUGAAUCGCGUGACUGAAGAUUUUUUUUUUUUUUUUUUCUUUUUUUUUUCUUCUUUCCCCUACUCUCUUUUCUUUAUGGCUAACGAGAGACGCGUUCACGAGGAUACUUACUUUUGCGUGUACACAACUACAUGUGUAUGUAUGCGAUUCUAUGUGUACGUAUGGAUGUGUGUAUUGUGUGUAUUCGCAACCGAUAGCGAUAUAGCGUGCAUGCAUCGAGAGUAUGUCUGUUUUUCGGUACGUGUGUGUAUGUGUAUUCCUCCCCCCCCCAUAUAUGUAAUAUGUAUAUAAUAUGUAAAUGUACAUGUAUAUGUAUGUGCGUCCAUCUGUUCGCUUGCGAGCAAGUCCUCAGUGAGAGAGUACGAAGCAGAGUAACGACCAGAGAGAGGAGAGCGUUUGUAUGUACCGUGCGUAUAUAGUUACGAGCGAGAAAGUUUACGACGAAUUAGAAUUCAAACGAUGUCGCCCCUUCGUGAGAUUUUUUUAUUUUUUAUUUUCCCUCGGAUUUUUUUUUCCUUUUUUAGCCUUUCGGAUAGCGCUAUUUUUUUCGACGAUCAAUCGGAUAUUAAUACCUUAUUUUUUUUUCUUUUUUUUUUU
Apis laboriosa (Himalayan honeybee) is the source of this 5605-nucleotide messenger RNA. RefSeq names its product neurogenic locus protein delta (gene Delta). Gene Ontology annotation, molecular function: calcium ion binding. Lineage: Eukaryota; Metazoa; Arthropoda; Insecta; Hymenoptera; Apidae. The transcript is spliced from 6 exons. Gene Ontology annotation, biological process: heterophilic cell-cell adhesion; establishment or maintenance of epithelial cell apical/basal polarity; cell communication. The coding region runs from base 926 to 3733 and encodes 935 amino acids. The record is from RefSeq and is a predicted model, not a curated record. Gene Ontology annotation, cellular component: plasma membrane; protein-containing complex.